AUGGCCCCGCGCCGUAGUGCGGAAGUCGUUCAGGAGCCCCAGCUGGGAGGACUGGCUUUCAACGAGCCAUUGUCAUGGCGUGCAGGAAAGCCCAUUCCCACCGGGGAACUCCUGAGGAGGCUCGGCGCCCUUAGCAGCGAGCUGAGUGAUAUGGAACAGGAGGACACGGAUAAGGAUUCGCUGACGGAUGUCGCAAAGCAACUCGCGGGGCAGAAUCUGCUAGGACAUAAGGACAAAGGGGUACGCGCAUUUACAGCUUGCUGCUUGGUAGAUGUGUUGAGGAUUUGCGCUCCAGAUGCCCCAUUUACGGCGACAAUGCUCAAGGAUAUCUUCACACUGUUUAUUACAUCGAUCCUCCCAGCCCUAUCCGACCCCUCCCAUGCCUACAAUACACAACACAAAUACGUUCUAGUUUCUCUUGCAGAGGUCAAGAGUAUCGUCCUUCUUACAGAUAUCCCCAACUCCGAAGCUCUUAUGCAUCAUCUCUUCGUUUCUUUCUUCGACAUAAUAUCUGGUUCCUCAAAGGCUUCGACUGGCGAACAGAUAGCAAAGGAUGUCGAGUAUCAUAUGACCCAGAUGAUGGUGACGCUGGUAGAUGAGUCGGCGAGCCUCCCUCCUGCGAUUGUAGACGUUAUCAUUGCCCAAUUCCUGCGCGCAGCUGCUCCAGGGGCAGGCAAGACACAGCUUGACGACAAGCAAUCGACCCUCUUGAUGAAAGAGCUUCCAGCAGCAUACAAUAUGGCAAGAACGAUAUGUAACUCUUGCCCGGAGAAGAUGGCCCGGUACGUCAGUAUGUACUUCAACGAGGUGAUCAUGGAGGUUUCGGCCUCCAGUGGACCCUCCAAGCCGAACGGCCAUCGGAGGACGAGUGACGCUGUCGAAUCCGAUGAAGAGGGGCCUACUGGACCAACAGAAGCAGAUUUGAAAGAGCUUAACAAAGCACACCGGCUACUUCGAGAGUUGUGGCGGGCAUCACCUCCGGUAUUACAAAAUGUCAUUCCUCAGCUGGAGGCAGAGCUGUCUGCGGAGAAUGUACAGCUGCGGUUGCUAGCUACGGAGACUCUGGGGGAUAUUAUAUCUGGGAUUGGAGCAGCUGGGCCACCUCCACCUCCCGUCAUGGACCCGGCUGCGUACCCACCUGCAAAACUAGACGACUAUCAAGCCCCCGUCUCGGAUAACAUCCUCCUCACACCCGUCUCACCACAGUCCUUUUCGCAGACCUACCCAUCUGUGUACCACAGUUUCUUAGGGAGGAAAAACGACAAGUCACUCACCAUCCGUUCAGGAUGGACAACAGCAAUUGGUCGAAUCCUCGUGACUUCAGCUGGGGGGAUUGGGCUCAGCCGAGAAGAUCAGAAUUCGUUAGUUAAAGGACUUGCAGAAAAGUUGAACGACGCAGACGAGAGAGUAAGGUUGGCUGCGGUCAAAGCUGUAGCGGGCUUCACGUUUCAAGAUGUCAUGGCCAAGCUUGCUCUAAAUGGAGGUGUUAAUAAAGAUGGUUCUGUUUUGUGUAGUCUGGCGGACCGGGCACGAGAUCGCAAACACUCUGUUCGAGUAGAAGCCAUGACCACCCUCUGUAGGAUAUGGGGCGUAGCUUCUGGCGAGAUUGCGGAAGGGAAUGAGGCUGUCAUUUCGGCACUGGGAACUAUUCCGUCCAAGGUCUUUAACGCGUACUACACCAAUGAUCUGGAGCUUAACGUUCUUCUAGACCACGUCAUGUUUGAGCAGCUCAUCCCACUCAACUACCCCCCGACUAAAACCAAGGGUUCGAAAGCUGCCAAUGGUGAUUCUCAAGCAAGCCAGACAAAUGGAGCCGUGCCGUUUGACGCCGACAAGAUCCGCACAGAGCGGAUCCUGCUCGUCGUAAAGUCUCUUGAUUCCAAGUCGAAGAAGGCUUUCUUUGCGUUGCAAGCUCGCCAAUCGACGUAUUCCAAUGUCUUGUCAGCUUUCAUCAAAUGCUGCGAGGAAUACAAUGGAGGUGUCAUGGAUGAAGGUGCGAAGGAGAUCAAGGCAAAGCUUGACGCUAUAAUCAAAUGGCUCGCUGACCUUUUACCUGACCCUCUGAGGACGACUCAUGAGCUGCACAAGUACGCAAAGCUUCACGAUCGGAGGAGUUAUCAACUUCUCAGAUUUGCAAUCGCUUCUGAGAGUGACUUCAAGACAGUCCAUAAUGGAAUCAAAGAAUUCACGAAGCGCAUUAAGGAUUCAAAGGAAGCGCCAGCUGGUCUUCUACAAACUCUCAUGCCAAUCAUAUACCGCUCUGCAUCAUUGGUCUACAAUCGCAGCCAUCUCCCCGCUAUCCUACAGUAUUCGAGAAGUGAUGAGAACGGAUUAGGCACGACGGCACACGAGGUCAACCGGGAGAUCUCAGAGAAGAUGCCACAAGUCUUCCGAUCCAACGUCAAAGAACUAUGCAAGUCUCUGGAGCAAGAUGCUCCUUCCUCGACUAGAUCGAAUGACCUAGGGAGUGUGGAAACACUAAGGGCGUGUGCAGAGUUUGCAAAGAGUCGACCGGGAGACCUUCCUCGCGAACGCAAAUUUAUCCAAGCUCUGAUCAGUUAUGCGCUGUACGGAACCCCGGCAAAGGCUGCCAAAUAUGCCGUGAGAAUCUUGAUGGCUGCCACAGACCGGAAAGAGAUGCACACGAAAGAUCUGCUGGAGAAGACUGUGAACAACUGGGUCUAUGGGGAAAAGCAUUUCUUGACCAAGCUGGCGACCAUCAGCCAAUUGUCCCUGGAGGAUCCGAAGAUCACGGAUGAAUUCAAUGACGAGAUCCUCGAUAUCACUAUCCAGAAAACUCUUCUCCAGGUUCAGACAGCCGCACAAGACACGGAUCGAAGCUGGCAGCCUGAUUCGGAGCUCGACGAUGAGUGCCAAGCCAAAUGUUGGGCCCUUAAGAUUCUCGUGAACCGUUUGAAGACGGUCGAAGAUCCAGAAACCGCCAAGACCCUCGCUGGCCCAGUAUACAAGCUGCUGAACGCGCUGAUUGCCAAGGAGGGAGAGCUGUCAAAGGAGGGCAAUACGCCAAAACACCAUAAGACUCGAUUGCGCCUCCGUGCAUCACAGUUGAUGCUGAAGCUAUGCAGGAGCAAGCUUUUCGACGAUCUCUUGAAACCGACCGAUUUUAACCGGCUCGCCCUCGUCGCACAGGAUAAACACCCGAACGUUCGCCGCGGCUUUAUCGAAAAACUCCAGAAGUAUUUAGUAAAGGGCCAACUUCCCAACCGGUUCUACACGAUUAUAUUCCUCACGGCUUUUGAGCCAGAGAUUGAUUUCAAGAAUUCCAUCAUUACAUGGGUCCGUUCCCGCGUGAAGGGGUUCCACGGGAAGAAGCUGUAUGUCAUGGAAUCUACCUUGCCACGUCUUUUAUCGCUUCUUGCCCAUCAUCCCGAUUACAGUACAGUCCCUGAGGAGCUACUCGACCAUGCACGUUAUAUCCUUUAUUACCUGACCACGGUCGCUUCAGAAGAGUACCUGGCACUGAUCUACAAAUACGCCGAGCGGGUCAAGCAGGCUCGCGAUGGCAUCGAAGAUAAGAAUUCCGAGAAUCUAUACGUUCUCAGUGACCUUGCGCAGACCGUCAUCAGGAAAUGGGAGCAGAAGAAGGGGUGGAAUAUGCAGACUUGGCCUGCCAAGGUGGGAUUGCCAGUCGGUAUCUUCGCUGCACUGCCUAGCCACGAGGUGGCUCAGGAGAUCGCCGAGAAGCAGUACUUACCAGAUGACAUGGAUGACAGUCUUGAUAAGUUAGUCAGACAAGUUGACAAGAAGAAGAAACGGAGGACCGAAGACGAAGGCGACGAUUCUCACCCUACCGCCAAGAAGCAGAAAUCGGAAUCCAAACCAAAAGCCGCAAGACCUUCGACAGCCAAGAAAGAGAGGCCCGCAGGGAAAACGCCUGCCAAGACUAGGAAGCGAAAAGAGAGUGAUAUCUUGAGCACACCUGCCCCGAGUUCUACGGAUAGGAGGCGGAGUGGAAGAGCGGCGAGUGCGAGGAAGAAUUAUGCAGAUCGUGAUGAUAGCGAAGAUGAUGAGGAGAUGUGGGAUGGGGUUGCAGAAUGGGAGUACAUCCAAGACGACGGAGGAGACGGAGAUGCGGGGGAGGAGGAGGAUGGGAACGAAGGAUCUGACAUUGCAUCCGAAGACGAGAAAGCGGAACCUGAACCCACCGUCGAAGAAGUUGCAUCCAAGCCAACUUCUCCUGAGCCAGAACCCGCUGUGGAAGAAGCUUCAUCCAGGUUAACUACUCCCGGAUCGACGUCAGAAGAGCAAGAAGAGCAAGAAGUUGAGCCGACACCAUCACGAUCAACCCGGAAGAAGGCGCCAAAACCAAAACCCAAACCAGGUAAAAAGGCUACGAGUGCAGCCAAACCCGAAGCAACAGCCAAAGUCACGAAGCAGAAAGCCAAGUCUCCAGUCGUAUCAAAGGGCAAAGCAAAGGCCCCGGCGAAGCCAGCCACCAGAAGUAGUAGAAGGGCGGCGAGUCAGGCAAAGGAUGUUUUCGACAUGGAUGAUGGGUCGGAGUGA
Messenger RNA from Amorphotheca resinae ATCC 22711, 4524 nucleotides. RefSeq lists its product as hypothetical. The coding region runs from base 1 to 4524 and encodes 1507 amino acids. The transcript is spliced from 3 exons. NCBI's taxonomy places the organism in Eukaryota, Fungi, Ascomycota, Leotiomycetes, Helotiales, Amorphothecaceae. Gene Ontology annotation, biological process: DNA repair; mitotic sister chromatid cohesion. The record is from RefSeq and is a predicted model, not a curated record. Gene Ontology annotation, cellular component: nucleus; chromatin.